AUGUUUGAGAGUGUUGGUCAUAAAGAGUGUGCCUAAGUCUCUUACCUCAGGUGGUGGCGUUGUUUGUUUCCCUUCUUCCAUAGUCAACGCCAGGAAGAUCACUUGAGUUUUGAUCUUGGUAGCAUUUCAUCGAGAGUGCGUUUGAGUGAAAUAUUUCUCGAAUACGAUUUUAAGACGAGGAAUUAUAUAUAAAGUACGAUGUCAGCUGAAUCAGGCGGCACAAGUCCUCCUUCCUUUCGAGAAAGCAUAAUGCGUCUUUUAGAGAGUUGCAAAGAUUCUAUGGACGUUCUUGGUAAAGAAUUAGGAAUAGAUACAACACAGUGCAAGGCAGUCUGUGAGGUUGUUGCCACUUUUGAAGUCAGAGAUGGCCAAGAACUCUCAUUAGAUAAAUGGAGGUCCAUAUUUCAGAGCCUUGGAUGUUUGGAAGUAUUUGAAAAUCUUUCGGCACAAGAUUCAUUGCAUGUUGUCAAUAGUUUGGAUAAUUGUCCUCCAAACAAUGUCAGUAGCAAGGCUGAAGAGAGUCUUCUGAAGAAAUCAGAAGAAUUGAGACAACAGAAUAUCAAUCCAGCCGAUGGGCAUUCACUUUCAACUCUUCCUGAAAGUGAAUUGCCAUCCAAGCCAGGAGAUGAUGUAAUGGUCACUUGGAAGACAAGCACUGCCCCAGGUGUUUGCCCAGGAAUGAGUUUUUCACCUCCUCUGGAAGAUAAACCAAGUACUGAUGUUUUGAAGAGUACUAGCAAGGCAGUAAAAAGUGAUGUGGUUACAGGGCAUCAGUUCCGUCCAAAUAACCCAAAAACUGUUCAAGCCAAUGUUGUCUUUCGAGAUGGGCAGAAGAUCUUGGAAAGCAGCAGUCUGUUAUGUGGUGGGUUUUCACCACCUUUACCUGAGGCGAGUAGCUUAGCAACUGCAAGCCAAUUUGAUCUUAGUCUAAACUCUGAUGGUAAAGGUACAAGACCUGGAAUGGUUUCUCCUGAUUUAGCAAAUUCCCAGUCACCACGUGAAGAAAAUCAGGGAUUACAACCAAGCAACCAUAUGGUUGAUCAAGAAAAUGCUGAGGACCAUGAUGGGCAGACCUUGCAAUUGUCACCAGGCAUCAAUGGAAGUAUUUUACCAGUUGCUGCAAUGCAGGACUCUGUAAACCAACUCCAGCAGGCCACUCCAUCUGGAAAAUAUGGCAUGGAUGAAACAGAAGACAGCAAUUCAUCAUCACAGAGUGACACAGAAGUUAGUUUGUCUUCAGGCGACUCAACCACACCAUCACGGCCAGUUACUCCUGAAGCAGUAAACUCCCCUCAGCUCGGUCAAUUACAUCAAAAAAAUAUAAUAGCUGGUGAAGCAAUUGUUGCGAAUCAUGACAGGCUAGUUUUGCCUUAUGACCCUCAAUUUUCAGUAGCUUCCAAUGCUAUUAGAUUACCAGCUGUACCUUCAAGGUCUGUAGUGCAGGAUCGUGUGGGCCAAUACACAUAUGACCAAGAUGAAGCAGAAGGUAACAGUUCAUCAGUGCAGAGUGACCCAAAUGGGAGUUUGUCUUCAGAUGACUCAAGGACACAAUCAAGAACAUUUUCUCUCCAAGCAGCAAAUUCCCCACAACUUUACCAAUUGCAUUCAAACAACCUAAUGACUGUUGAAGCAAAUACAGGUGUAAAUCAUGGUGAACCAGGCUGGGGAAUGCCAGUUGAUUCUCAACAGUCAUCAGCUGUGCAUACAGGGUCUGCCAUGCAGGAUCCUGCAGGCCAAAUGCACCAGGGUAUGGCUUGGGAUGUAUACAACACAGAUGAAGAGGAAAACAGCAGUUCAUUGUCACAGUGUGACACAGAUGCAAGUUUGUCUUCCCAUGACUCAUCUGCAGGGGCACAACCAGUUGUGCCUCAAGCAGCAAAUUCUCUAUCACCACUGGUUACAGAUCAUCACUUAGAUGCAAACAAUCCAGUGGCUGAUCAAGCAGAUGCCCCAGGUCAAGCAUUUGGUAAUCAACCAUCAGAAAAUGAUGAUGAAACUCAGUACAUGAAUAUUCAACAGGUUUACCCUUUACAGUUUGAAGACAUUGCACACCUGAUUCAGAAACUACGGAAGAAGUCUACAAAACUUGAGGCAUGCAAGCAAGACCUACAGCAUAGUAGACAGCAGUGUGCUCAGCUUCAGGAAACCAUUGAUGAGUUGAAAAGAUUUUUGGAUGACAGCAACUAUCUGCAACAAGAAAAUCAGCGUCUAAUAAGGAUGACUGAAGAGAUGUGUGAACUGAAAGAUCAGAAGAUUCAGCAACUCAGUGAGCUGUGUGAACAGAAAGACCAGGAUGUUGAAACACUCUCAGCGCAAAAUGAAAGUCUUAGAGGGGAGUAUAUUCAGGUGCUUCAUGAAUUGGACCGGAGAAAUAACAGUUUUCAGCAGCAAAUGGAGAGUAUAAUGAGGGAACGUCAAGAACUUUCUGAACAACUGCGACAUUCCUUCCAGGUGGUCAAACAGUCACAACGUGAACUUAACGCGGAACGUGAGAGUUUGUGGCUUGGCAAUGAGAGGUUGUUAGAUCAGAGGAUGACAGAUGAAGUGAAAAUACUGCAACAGGAACUUGACGGAGAAAAACGUAAAAGGACAGAAGCCGAGAAGCGCAGCAGAUGUCUGUUUGAGGAAAAUUGCCAGCUGAAUGCAAUGGUGAAAGAAUUGAUGUCAAGGCCAGCCGAACUUGCAGAGGUUUCUUGUAAUGCCCUAUCUCCUGAUACAGUGCAGGAGAAUCUUGUAUCAAGCAGCAAUGACUCGACUGUUGGAGAAGCUGAUGAGGAGAGUGAUGAAGACGAAGAGGUUUUCGAGGAUGCGCUGGAUCAUUUUUGAAGGGUGCAGAUCUGUAGAGAAAGUUUUAAAACCCUCGCUCCUUCUAAGACAGUUUGAUGUCAAAAUUUUAUUAUGUAUAUAUAUAUGUUAGCUGUAUUUUAAAUUGUACUUGAAAUCAGAUGACAUAGCUUCUCCCAUUUGUGACGUCAUGUGCUGUAAAAAGUUGCCAAAGGUAGCUGAGUAUUAGCGGAAUUAUUACGAGCAACUUCUUGUAAAUACGCGCGCUUUUUAAAAUUGUCUUGCGAAUAUUUUUCACCUUUCCUUUCCAGAAGUGAUUAACAUGUUACUUCUCCCUAGACUAUUCAUACAUUAUCCAUCAAAUAGGUAAUGAGAAUACUCAAACUUAUCAGGUAGAAAUUGUUGUCUUGAUCUAACACCAAAUUCUCGUAACCAAUUUACAGGGAAAGAUAUAGCAGCUAGAGGGGAGAAUUAACUAUCAGAUCUUGGGAGUUAAAGGGUUUAACUCGCUGUCAAAAGAUGGUGGAUGUCUAUUCUAGGUGUUAUGUCGAAUAAUUGGUAGUCAACGAUUACUUUUUCUUAUGAAACAGUUGGCCUUCUUGUAUGUAAAGCUAUGACGAAGGAAAAAGAUAUUAGUUUAUACGCGCUUUAGGGUGCAAAGAAAAUGUCUUCAUUUGUGUUUUACGAAAGGUCUUAAAAGGAUUUGUGAAAUGUAUUUCUUGUAGCAAUCCCUCGGUCGCUAUCAUUUUCGAUUGGAAUAUGUACAUAUAUUGUUCAUGAUGAUUUAUACUUCCCACUAGAUUGUAUAUUAUUUAUAUUAGUAUUUAUAUGCCGAGGUUUUUUAUAUGACUGUACCUUUCAGAAGAGAGAGUCUUUCGAAACACUUUUGUAGACUUUCGUAAAAAAUAUUCAAUGAAUUCAAUUGAUCGUGAUGAGUUCACGACUAAACUCUCAAAGAGUGGACGAUUUACAUUAGAUGCAAAAUUUUAUCGAAAACCUGAGAUUUUCAGUGUAUGGUUUAGACUUAUCCUGGCCAUGAAACAGAGGUGGUUAGACGGAAAAAAUUCUUAAAUAUCGAAUAUUGAAAUUUAUUUCAACUGGUUUAUUGGUAGUGAAAAAAUAAUGAAUAAUGAAUGUUACAAUUAUUUACUUUUUAUUCACCAGUAAUGGUUAAAAUAUUGAGUGUUAUUAAUUAAUUCUAUAUUUUAAUGAGAGGUACAAUUAAUGAUGUUUGCAAGUAUUUUUUUAAAGUAAUAUAUUUAAAAUAUGCAGUCGUGUUGUGUUCGUAGAACAAAUAGGUUGUCAAUAUUUUAGUCAAUAAAUGAAUGUUAUCAAGAAGAAAUCGCUUACAAGAAUUGUCUCGAUGUCUGGUUGACCGGCAUUGGAAAAGCCACGAACUGCUGAGGGCCUCCUAGUAAGGUCUUUCUGAAAACAUUGAGAAUCGAUGAACAGUCCCUAAACAUCGAUUCCUAUUUUUUUCAUUGUGCCAUAACACUCCCUUCGAUGAAUGUAUUCAAGGAAAAAUUGUUAAAUCGCCUUAUUUUACAGGACAAAUUAUUUAAAAGACUGUGCGGAUAUUACCCAAUUAAAUAUGCGAAUAUUUGUGU
Messenger RNA from Pocillopora damicornis (cauliflower coral), 4391 nucleotides. RefSeq lists its product as uncharacterized. The record is from RefSeq and is a predicted model, not a curated record. Lineage: Eukaryota; Metazoa; Cnidaria; Anthozoa; Scleractinia; Pocilloporidae.